This is a messenger RNA of Hemicordylus capensis (graceful crag lizard), 845 nucleotides long. RefSeq names its product scale keratin-like. The record is from RefSeq and is a predicted model, not a curated record. Gene Ontology annotation, molecular function: structural constituent of cytoskeleton. The transcript has 2 exons. Bases 58 to 537 code for a protein of 159 amino acids. Gene Ontology annotation, cellular component: intermediate filament. Lineage: Eukaryota; Metazoa; Chordata; Lepidosauria; Squamata; Cordylidae.
CUCGAUCUGCUCUCCUUCUCUUGCUUUCUACUCCUGUAGCUUUACCUCCAGCAGAUAAUGGCCAACUGUGGACCAGCCUGUACCGUCCCCUCCUGCGCUUCCAGCCCUGUUGUUGGCUUUGGGUCAGCAGGCUCCAGUGGUCUUGGAUACGGCGGUCUCGGCUACGGCUAUGGAGGUCUUGGCUAUGGAGGUCUGGGCUAUGGCUACGGAGCCGUCGAAAAUUCUGGCAAUCUGGGCACCCUGGCCGGAGUCUACCCUUCUUGCAUCAACCAGCUCCCCCCAGCAGAGGUCGUGGUCCAGCCUCCCGCCUCCGUGGUGACCAUCCCAGGAGCCAUCCUGUCCGCUAGCUGCGAGCCCGUCUCCGUGGGAGGCAUCACUCCCUGUGCCAUUGGGGGUUCCGGGAUUGUAGGAGCCGGUCUCUAUGGCAGCCUGGGUUCUGGCUUCGGUAAUGGAGCCCUUGGAAGGGGGGGUGGAUAUUUUAGAAGAGGGGCUCUCCUGGGGCACCGUGGGAGCGUCUGUGGGAACAUCUGCGUAUAAACCUCUUAAUGCUGAAAAGAAGAUCCCCAUGAAAGCAGAAAUGACCAGGAACGGACAGCCACCAUCGAGUUUUGUGACGGAGCAUCUAUACCCGGAGUGAGAAGAGCUGUGAGGCUCCGGGACCAUCAUCCCAGCCUCCAGCUCCUCUAAUAACGUCCGCUACCACUUUCUUGCCCCCCUUUCCGCUUUGUUUCCUGAAUGUCUCCUUUCCAAGAUGGAGCCCCACUCUCUUCUUGAGCUUGCCUGUAUCAUUUUCACAACCUUCAUCUCCUACAAUUGUUCCCUCCACUCCUUUUCAAUAAAAUCCA